Molecule: messenger RNA, 4947 nt
Organism: Tympanuchus pallidicinctus (lesser prairie-chicken)
Lineage: Eukaryota; Metazoa; Chordata; Aves; Galliformes; Phasianidae
Gene: UNC13D
Product: unc-13 homolog D
Exons: 32
Coding region: 1591-4794 (1067 amino acids)
Source: RefSeq, a predicted model, not a curated record
AGAUCAGCAGUGCUUUGUGCUCGUGGGUCCCUCUGUGCCAGGUUCUCAUCUAGAGAUGAGAUAAAUCUUGAAGGCUGCGAUGCCUCUUGCUGUCCAUUGCCCUGUUAGCUCUGGUACCCCAAAGCAGCAGCUGUAACCCCUAUUAUUAACUAUGGACUCAAUUUGUUCCCGGGCAGCCUGUAGCCUUAUGUAGCCCUAUGGCCUAUAGAGGAAGAGGUUUUUCCUUUAGGGUGAAUUAUUUUUAAAGGGGAUGGAAGGGUUUGCUCUGUACUGUGCGUAUCUGUGGUGCGUGCCCCUGGCUGUGCUCGUGGGGGUGGACUGGUGUGCAGGGGGAGCUGGUUUGGGCAGCACUGAUUGCUGUCAGUGACCUCUGGGAGCAGGGGAGUGCAAGGUCCCGCAGAUUGCCUGCAGGUGGGGAGCAUUCAGCUCCAUGGGGUUAUCCCUGCUAAGCAGAAAGCUGAGAUACUUCUGGAAGCUGCUCUUGGUGCUGGGGUGGAUGGUGUUGCCCUGCCCUUAACUUUCUACUGGUGAGAAGCAGCAGAGGUGUGAGCAGCUCGGGGGUGCUGUGCCUGCUGUGCCUUUAUCUCUGCAGUUGCUCUUUGCUAUGACAGAUUUUGCUUUUGCAACCAAAACCAAACUCAGAGGCGAAAGCAUUUGUUUCCCAGCAGCACCGUACGUCAUCGCAUCUCUGCUUUACUCUGAUAAGAACUGCACGCUGUGCUGAUGUCCCACGUCAAUGCUCAGCAUCUCUGUCUGUAGGGCUGGGCUGGGCCUCCUCCUCUGUGUGUCCCAUCUGCUGCUUGCCCAAGGUGAAGGGAACACUAAUCCAGGAUUCCUAUGGGCUGAGCCCAGCACUGAGCAGCACAAAGGGCAGCACGUGGCAGCGCCAGAGUGGGGAGCAGAGAGGAUGUGAUGCUGAGCUCAGCCUGGGUGAUGUUCUGAUAGGGAUCGGAGAGAAGGGCGCUGCUGGUGCCAAAGUCUGCAUGCUGCAAUCAAAUGAAGUGUUUACAUGGACGAAGGCCAUCAGCAGCCCUGGGUUCCCACUUAUUUCCUGCUCUUUUGCUCAAUGAGCUGCGAUGCUGGAAAACCCCAUGGCUGUCCCCAUCCAUGUGUGCAGUGACUGCAUCAGUUCCCAGCCCAAACUUGCUCGGGGUGCCGCAGGGUAUCUGUGUGCUGCAGUUUCUCACCCCACAGCUUUGGGGCCGUGCUGCAUAUCCCAUUAUAUCCCACUUCCAUUCAUGGAGUCGACUUCUGCUCUCUGUGGGGUCCCCCUGCCAUGCUCCAGCACAGAGCAGCCCAGGCCCUCCGUGCCACCACUGCGUGUCCUCCUCACCUCCAAUGAUUUUUGCCUUCUGUGACAGCUUUUGCCCACUCUCUCCCAACCCCUCGCUCACAAUUAAUGGCUGAAUUUGCAUGCGAUGCCUUCCCUUCACCCCACUCCUGCACCACAGAGCUGUGGGUGCUGCAACUCCGCUUCCGUUCUGCUCCAGUCGCCGUGAUGCGAUAGGGGGCUGCGGUUUCCUCUGAGCACAUGAUCAUGGGGGGGGCAGGCAGAGCAGUGCUGGGGUGGCUGCUCAGCCCAGCGCCAGGAUGGCGGCUGCUGGUGGAGCACCUAUGGGGAGCCUCCCCAGGGAGGAGGAGAACCCCGAGAUGGAUCUCUCACACCGCUUCUCCAAGCAAGAGCUGGCCGUGCUCUACGAGGAGGUGCUUUACACCAUCCGGCACCGUCUGGGCAAACCGCAGCCCCAGCACGUUGCUGACAGCCAGGAGCUCUGUGCCUAUGUGCAGAAGGCUUUUGGCAUGGAUGCAGAGGAGCACAGGACCAUCAUGCAGCAGGUCCAGGAGCUGGAGAGCCCAAUUUUUUGUCUGAAAGCAACUGUGAAAGAAGCCAAGGGGAUUUUGGGUAAAGACGUCAGCGGGUACAGCGACCCGUACUGCCUGCUGGGCAUCGAGUCCAAGAGCCAGGAGCCAGCCCACCCCAACAGCAAGAGGAGGCUGAAGGCUGUGGUCAAGGACCUCAUCCCUGAAGACCAGAUCCAUCGCACCCAAAUCAUCAGCCAGACCCUCAACCCGGUGUGGGAUGAGACGUUUAUCCUGGAGUUUGAAGACAUGGAAACAGCCAGCUUCUACUUGGACAUGUGGGACUCAGACACGGUGGAAUCAGUGCGGCACAAACUGGGCGAGCUGACGGACCUCCAUGGCCUCAAACGGAUCUUUAAGGAUGCUCGGAAGGACAAAGGGCAGGAUGACUUCCUGGGGAAUGUGGUCCUCCGUCUGAAGGACCUGCACUGCUGGGAUGACCGGUGGUACCAACUGGAGCCGCGCACAGAGACGUACCCCAACCGGGGCCAAUGUCACCUGCAGUUCCUGCUGACCCACAAGAAGAGGGCCACCACCUGCAGCCGGACGCAGCCGAGCUACACCGUGCACCGCCACCUCCUGCAGCAGCUGGUCUCUCAUGAGAUCCUGCAGCACCAGGCUGGCAGCACCGCCUGGGACGGGGAGCUGAGCCCACAUGCCAGCACUGUGCUGUACCUGCAUGCCACACAAAAGGAUCUCUCUGACUUCCACCAGGUCAUGGCGCAGUGGCUGGCGUACAGCAAGCUGUACCAGAGCCUGGAGUUCAACAGCAGCUGCCUGCUGCACCAGAUCACCGGCAUCGAGUACCAGUGGGUGCAGGAGCGCCUGCGGCCGGAGCAGAAAGCAGAGCUGGCAGAGUCCUUCCAGUCCUUGCUGACCUAUGGGGUGUCCCUCAUCAGGAGGUAUCGCAUCAUCUUCCCCCUCUCUGUCGCGAGGUCCACAGAGAGGCUGCAGUCCCUGCUCCGGGUCCUGGUCCAGAUGUGCAAGAUGAAAGCUUUCAGAGAGCUGUGCACACUCAGCCCUGAUCUCCCCAAAAUGGUCUCUGAGGCACUCAAGUCAGGCACGACAGAGUGGUUCCACAUGAAGAAGCUGCACCUCCAGCCCAUGGUGAAGAGCAUGGAGGAAAAUGGCAAAGCCUUGGCCAAACUCCUUUUGGAGGUGAUAGGAGAUCUCCAGCAAUGCCACAGAAUCUGGAAUAAUUUCUUCAUCAGCACCUUGAAGCUGAAUCUCUUCUCCAUCACCUACUUGGAGCUGGAGAGCCUGGUUGCAGAGCACGUCCAGGAGCAGCUGCGCGAGGUCGACGCUGGCAUGUCCAAACCCACAGCUGAAAGCCUCUUCCAGCUCUACCUGAACCUGCAGGAGCUCUACAAGAUGAAGGACUUCCUCCCGAAGAGAGAUGGGCCUUUGGCUCUGAGUGAUUUCCACCAGUGGUUCAAGGAAGCUGUGCCUCAGUGGCUGCAGAAGGCCUACAGCAUCGCACUGGAGAGAGCACAGAGGGCUGUGCAGAUGGACCAGCUGACGCCCUUCGGGGAGCACAACAAGCACAGCACGUCCACUGUUGACCUGUCCACCUGCUAUGCCCAGAUCGUGAAGACCUGGCAGCAGCUCAACUGGCCGGACCCUGAGGAAGCCUUCAUGAUCAUGGUGAAACUCGUGGAGGAUAUGUGCAAAAUCGCCCUGAUGUAUUGCCGGCUCAUCAAGGAGAGGGCUGAGGCUCUGUCACUGAGCAAGCAGAACGAGGGUGAAGCAGCCAACAGGCUCUGCAUCGUGGUGAACAACAUCAAGCAGCUGCGGCUGCUCAUCCUGAAGCUGCCAUUGCAGCUGGACUGGGCCCAGCUGGAGCGGCGCAUGGGGGCUGUCAUUGACCAGCAGCAGAUCCAGCACACGCUGCACCAUCAGCUCAACAGCACCGUCUGCUGUCUGGACCAUGAGAUUCAGGACGUGGUGCAAGCCCUGGCCACCAAGCUGGAAGCAGGCAUCGCCAGGCACAUUCAAGAGCUGUCAGCCCCCAGCAAUGCUCAGGAGCCUGAGGAUUCCAUCCUCCCUCUCAUGAAGUUCCUGGAGUCCGAGCUGCAGUACCUGAAUGAGCACCUGGUCCAGGAGAACUUCAAAAGCCUCCUUGCUCUGCUCUGGCAUCACACCUUGGCCGUGCUGACAGCAGCUGCUGGCCCACAGGUGCCCUUGGUGCAGCACUGCAGGAAGCUGCACUGUGCCCUGAAGAGCCUGGAGCUGUGCUUCCAUGCUGAGGGCUGCGGGCUGCCUCUGGACACCCUGCACAGCACUGCCUUCCUGUCACUGGAGAGCCGCCUGGCCCUCUGCUCCUCCACCAGCCGCAAGCUCAUCCAGAAGUACUUCAGCAACAGGAUCCAGGAGCAGCUGGGCAUCAGCUCAGAGAAGUACGGGGCUGUGACCAUCAAAGCGCUGUACCGCCCUUCGGAGCAGAAGCUGCGCGUGGAGGUGCUCAAUGCUGCCAACCUCAUCCCCUUGGACUCCAACGGCUCCAGUGACCCCUUCGUGCAGCUCACCCUGGAGCCCCGGCAUGAGUUUCCCGAGGUGGUGGCCCGCAGCACCCAAUGCAAGAGGAAUGAGCUGCACCCCCUCUUCGAUGAAGCCUUCGAGUUCCUCAUCCCCUCUGAGAAAUGCCGCCAGGACGGGGCUUGUCUCCUGCUCACUGUCUUCGACUACGACACUCUGGGUGCCAACGACCUGGAGGGAGAAGCUUUCUUCCCACUGUGCCACGUGCCGGGCCUGGAUGCUGAUGAGGACCAGGCUGACAUGGGCUGGGUGCCCCAAACACGCCUCCCCCUUACCCACCCCAAACCUGGCGGAGAUGAGAUCCUGCAGCUGCUGGAGUGCAGGAAGGGAGACAAGGAGGCCCAGGCCUUUGUCAAGCUGCGCAAGCAGCGAGCCAAGCAGUCCAAGGAGGCAGCAUGAGGAGCAGAGGGACCUAAAUGUGGGGGUCCAGAAUGGGCUCCUUGCCCCCAGCACUGCCCCCCAUGGGGCUCAGGAGGGUCCUGGGGUGGUUGGGGAUCUCCCUGCAGACUAACACUACAUUGCCUGGCCGUGUCCCCAGGGCUCUGCGUGGGG